Exophiala bonariae is the source of this 1110-nucleotide messenger RNA. RefSeq lists its product as uncharacterized. The record is from RefSeq and is a predicted model, not a curated record. The transcript has 3 exons. Bases 1 to 1110 code for a protein of 369 amino acids. Lineage: Eukaryota; Fungi; Ascomycota; Eurotiomycetes; Chaetothyriales; Herpotrichiellaceae.
AUGGCGGUGAACAUGUGCGACUGGGUGAACGCAUUGCCGGCUCUUUAUCAUGAAUAUGGUGAAGAGUCUUGCCCAGCACCUCAUCAUCAUCAACCAAACGGUAUCGAUUGCGAGUGGAGAGUUGUCCCAGGUGACUUCUACUCAUGUGAUAGUUUCUGUCAAAUCCGAACCACAUUUACUUACACCAUGGAAGCCCCUGUCUUCUCGAACCCUUAUUGCAUGGGACCCGCUACCUGCAGUAUUAGCCCAGAUGACCAUGCCGUUUACAACGGUGGAAGCAAUCUCGGCAACACCGUUGAUAUCAAGACCUUGAAAGAUGGUGUCUCAGGUGGAUGGCGCGGCUUGAAGCAGGGCAACACCGCUUCCCCCAAGCUUACAGUCACUCUGAAAGACAACGAGUGUGGCUACUUUACCUUCCUUCCAAUUGCUCGAGAAGUCUGCGGCACGCAUACCUGGGGCAGAACAAUCAAUUCCCAACGAAAGGAUUGUGCUCUUGAUUACCAUACCGAAGGCAACGCUUGCAACCUUGAGUUACUCGGCGCAGAUCUUGGUCGCAGUGCAAAUGCCUGGGGCAGUUCCAUUCCAAACCUCAAGGGUGACACGAUCUUCGUCCGUACCAACUGUGCAGAUCAUACUCCUCUCCCCAUGGACAAGCAAAAUCAAGCCUAUCGUCAUCCAGGUGUUGCCAUGCCUCGUGCAAUUCGUGAAGCCUAUACAUCAUUCUUCACCCAACAGGACGUGUUGCGCAAUCUGGCUACUGAUACUGGCAAAACUCAGUGCGGCUCUGGAAAAGAUGCUCCUGUUUCCGAUGAUUGCAUUGAAGCCCUUCAGCAAACAAUCGAGAAACCCGGUACUACAGUUACUGCCUUGAAUGUUGAAGACUCAGGCAAAGGGUACACCACUAUCUCAAAAGCCAAGUCCUGUGCAGUUCGCGUCUACUACGACGACCAGUUCACUGCAUCCUCGGAGUGCAACGUCAACUAUGUCGAAGUCGCAACUGCAGGUAGCAAAGUGUUGGACAAAUGUUUCAAGGACGGAAACGUGGAAGGGCAGCAUAUCAUUCGACCCAAGGGAAAGUGUGGAUGUCACAUCGCACUGGAGAAGAUUUGA